Messenger RNA from Aspergillus sclerotioniger CBS 115572, 1789 nucleotides. RefSeq lists its product as uncharacterized. NCBI's taxonomy places the organism in Eukaryota, Fungi, Ascomycota, Eurotiomycetes, Eurotiales, Aspergillaceae. The coding region runs from base 176 to 1429 and encodes 417 amino acids. The transcript has a single exon. The record is from RefSeq and is a predicted model, not a curated record.
CUUCUUUCGCCUCCGCUGCUUUUGCCUCUUCUUCCCUCUUCCUCCCUCCCCUCCCCUCUUCUUCCCUCUCCUCCCCUCACCUUUUCUCUUCACCCCCGAGGACUUGCUGGGCCCUGCAGCCUCGUUCCAGCGUUUCCAUGAGGAUCCCGGAACCCUCCGCAACACACAUUGAGCCAUGAACCCCCUCGGAUUUCCCAACGGUGUCAACCCCAACUGCAUGCGGCCCGACCACGAUCCAUGGGGACGAAGCACACCGCAAUCCCAGAAUGACCCCUCCCUGUCGGUCUCGAAACCCGUCAUCUUCCCCUCCAAGGACCUCCACCAGGCAUCCGUCUCGCUUAAUCAAUUAACUACGGUGGAGGUUGUCACCACCGGUCGCGGGAAACAACUUACUAUCCCCGAGCAAUUGUGCCUGGUCAACCUAUGUGCCGCUUCCAUGUGUGAUGAACAUGCCAACGCCCAUCCGAAAAGCUUCUGGAUCAAAAUUGCCAACAAACUCGAGUUGCGAACCGGUCGCCGCUAUUCAUGGCAGUCAUGUCGCCGUCGCAUGCAAACCUACGUGACCAAAUGGCACGCCUAUUGGUCGGCGUAUGACGACGGUCGGACCUGUCCGAACAUCGAUAUCGCCGACGAGGUCUUCGAGGAGCUUAACACAUGGCUGGAAAGACUCAACGAGCAAAAGCGUCACUCGGGGCUGCCGCUUACCGUUGAGCACUACGCCCCUCAGGCAUCUGCCGCCGUAGUGGCGAGAGUAGAGCCCCCUAAGAUCCCGGAACCCCUCCGAACCUUACCCGAGCAGGGGUUAGUGCAGCAGUCGACGAAAAUUGACCGUGUCUGGGUCUGGCUCAGGAGUCUCCCGCACUCGGAGGAGAUGGAACGCAUGGUAGCAUGGGCGGGAGAGGCGACGAAUCCGGUCAUAAAUCCUAUUGAUGAAGCGUUACUUCUCUUGAAACGUCGGCGGCUUCGAUUGUCCCAGAAGAUGAAGCCUGGUGAGCAACAGCCAGAGGUUGCUGCAGGCGAAAAGCCCAUUCCUGCCCAGGUUAUUCUACCUCAACCGUCUCUUGCACUGCCCGAUCCCUCCGCAGGAAAUAAGAGGCCUCGCGAACAAGAAGAUCCUGUUGCUGAGCGUCCCGCCCGACGCCUCCGUGUAGAUCCUGGGAGCCACCCUUCUGGCAGCCCCCCUGCUGAGGAACAUGUCGACAACGCCCAUCUCAAGAGGAAACUGGUCGAGACCUACUUCGAAAGCACAUUCGGCAAACUUAUUGACCGACUGUCUGCUCGGUUCCGGAGUCAGGGCGCAAAACAGCAGGACUCUCCCGGGAGCUGCGAGGCCAUUAUGCGCGAUCUUUUCAAAGACGUCGGGGUGGCGGUUGCUAAAGCCUUGAUCAGAAUGGAUGAACCCACGAAUCAAGAACAAAUAAUGCACUGAUUUGAGCACAUGUUAACCGUUAAGCGAUUCCAGCGUAUCGAUUUCACUUUCUCUACUUCAUUGGGCGGUUCUGUGUCAUUUACAGCUUAUUCAUCUCCAACUUUAUGCCCUCAUCGUCUAUCAUCUGAACUUACGUUAUCCGGAAUGUCUGCUCUAUCUAAUUGGGUCGUUUGUGCACUUUCUUCGUUCUCAUGAGCAUCAAACUGCCCUAGAGAUACCCUUUGCAUUGGAGCUCGGAAGUCAUGCUUUUAUGUUGGUUACUGUCUGAUAUACCUAGUUUGGGGAAUUUUGCAUAUUCGCAUAUUCGCAUAUAUAGCAUAUAUAGAAUAAAUAGAAUGGACAAAUUUGGCUUUAUUCGAG